CUCCAUCUCAACAUUCUCCAUCACUCUCACUCUCUACAAUGGCAGAAAUGUCCUCGACACGGGAAGACCAGGCACUCCAAGCCGUUCUCGAGCCCUUCAUCCACGUCCUCCGCUCCCCCGACCCCAUCACCAUCCCUUCAGCAACAGUCAAGGGGGCGCUUACACACUUCAUCGGCUCGCUCAAAGAUGAACAGCUAGACACGUUCGUCGACGACAUUCUCACAUCCACCUCGCUCUGGGCUACCGUCAAGCCAGAUGCCGUACGUGAGUGUGUGCGCUCCGCGGUCCCCACCAAGGUCACCGCGCUUCGCAAGACCUCCAAAGACACCUUCUGGCGCCGCAAUGUCCUCGAUAAGGACGCCCAGGCCUGGCUCGCGCAGAUCCAGGACGAUGUGCACAAGGUCGAAGGGGCAGAGGAGAGGCGACUGGUAUUCCUCACUGGCCUGCUCCAAGGGCUCGACGACGUCACGGGCAUCGAUUGGGCCAAGCAGCGCGUGGACCUCGAGGAGGAGCUGGUUAUCGCGAUGUCGGACGCCUUUGACGCCAAGAGCAAGGAUGCGGUCAAGUUCUUUUCCGAUGUCGCACCUCAUGUUGAUGCGGCGAGGCUGAGGGCUCUGAAUCUUAAGGAGAUCAUGCCCUUCCUCCAUGUCGCCAUCUUCUCGGGUCUCGGCUUUGCGCUGGACAAGUCGUCGUUGGAGAUCUACCCCUCGGUCGUCGACACGCAAAAGGUUGCAAACCUUUCCCGUGGACUGUCUAUUGCAAUCUCGGCGCUCUUCAAGGGUGGGCCCACGAGCCAGCAGUACGCUUGGCAGGCGGCGCGGGCAUUCACGUUCCGGAUGUACGAGGUGGCCCAGGACUUGAAUAAGCGCGCUGUCGACCUAAAGAAGGAGAGCACAGAAUGGGAGCGCCGAAAGUCAUCGCUGUCCUCGUUGCUGGAUAUCAGCUGGCCCGUCGUGCAAUUCAUGCUCGACCCAUCACAACGGCUGCUGUCGGAGGAGUUGAUUCUCACUCAUACCGAGUUGAUCAUCUUGAUUCUGUCGCGCUUCUCGGCCAUCACCGAGGACAAUGACUCUGGAUUGGAACAGCACGACAAGGUCCUGUACGGCUCGCUCGACGUCAUCGUCGGUCUUGGUGGCGGCAAGGGCGUGAGCGAUACGUUCAGAGCCGUCCGCGGCAAGGGACCUAUAUCUGAGGUAUCAGAGUCCUUGGCGACGUUCAUCUUGACCGUGGCCGAGCAACUGAUUCAUCUCGUGGACGCCCGGGCAGUGAGGGAUACGAUCCUUCCUCUUGCUGAGAAGUAUAUGGUACGACCUCAACACAAGGCAAGCUUUGAAGCUUCCUACGCCUUCCUUCUGGUGCUCGUCGAUGCCGCGUCCGAAACCGCGCUGUCCGAGCCAAACCAGGGACCGUUCGUCGAUGCUCUGGUUCACAUCCUCGCCCACGGCCUGAUCAAGCAGACUGGGGACGGCUCAAUUGCUCCCGAUCAGCUCAAGACGGCGUACCCAACUGUCGUCAAGGCGGCGUCGCGUCGUUCGCCGGCCCUGACGGCAACUGUGGUGAAGCAGAUUGAAGACGCCAACUUUGAAGCCGACGACGCGAAGGAUGCAGUUCGUAUCAUUCGCAUCGAACUUAUCCCGUACAUCCCUGGCCCGGACAUCCCCGAGUAUCUCGAAAACAUUGCCCAGCUUAUCCUCUCUACCAAGCCGGGGUCCGACACGCGCCUCGAGGCUGCGUCGACAGCCUUCCAAGUCAUCAUGAAGGAGAUCCCCGACGAGUCGAGGCAGUACGGUAUCGAGUGGUGGCAGCGCUGGAGAAGGCGAUUCAACGGCGGAGGCGCCGAUGCCGACGCUGUCGCCAAGCUCUAGCAUUAUCAUUGGGACCACUGGUUGUAUGUAUUGCAUUUACACCCUGCCUGCCAUGCCGCACCGACCUCGGCGUAUCAAUCGGUGCUCAAUCCGACCUGAACCGACCUCCGAAAGUCCGCCGACGGCCCCCCCUGACAAGCCCCUUCCGCCACCUGGAGAUCGGAGUUCCCUAAAUACUUUGAUCAACCCGAUUACCAACGGCCCUGACAAGAAAUCUGACCUUUUUGAAGAUUAUCUGACCUUUUG
This is a messenger RNA of Vanrija pseudolonga, 2111 nucleotides long. RefSeq lists its product as uncharacterized. The transcript is spliced from 4 exons. The record is from RefSeq and is a predicted model, not a curated record. The coding region runs from base 39 to 1865 and encodes 608 amino acids. NCBI's taxonomy places the organism in Eukaryota, Fungi, Basidiomycota, Tremellomycetes, Trichosporonales, Trichosporonaceae.